CGGCGGCGGCGGGACGAGCAGCAGCAGCAGCAGCAGCAGCUACCAGCCCCCGGUGCCGCGGCCCUGCCACACGAGUCCCACGAGCCGCCAACCCCGUCGCCCUCGGCGCUGCCUGACCCCGCGGGUGCGUCCGCCAGCCGACAGCCCCGGCAGAGCCCCCAGUUGUCCUCCGACUCGCCCUCGGCCUUCCGCGCCAGCCGCAGCCUCGCCGCAUCGCCGCCCGCAGCCUUAGCCCAGCCCUAGGCGCCGCCCGGUCCCCGGCUCCUGCGGCAGCGGCUCCAGGCAGUCCCUGCGCCGACACCCUGGAGGGUGGGAUGCUCUUGUCCAAAAUCAACUCGCUUGCCCACCUGCGCGCCGCGCCCUGCAACGACCUGCACGCCCCCAAGCUGGCGCCCGGCAAGGAGAAGGAGCCCCUGGAGUCGCAGUACCAGGUGGGCCCGCUGCUGGGCAGCGGCGGCUUCGGCUCCGUAUACUCAGGCGUCCGUGUCGCCGACAACUUGCCGGUGGCCAUCAAGCACGUGGAGAAGGACCGGAUUUCCGACUGGGGCGAGCUGCCCAAUGGAACCCGGGUGCCCAUGGAAGUGGUGCUGCUGAAGAAGGUGAGCUCGGGCUUCUCGGGCGUCAUCCGGCUCCUGGACUGGUUCGAGAGGCCCGACAGUUUCGUGCUGAUCCUGGAGCGGCCGGAGCCGGUGCAGGACCUCUUCGACUUCAUCACGGAGCGGGGGGCCCUGCAGGAGGAGCUGGCCCGCAGCUUCUUCUGGCAGGUGCUGGAGGCCGUGCGGCACUGCCACAGCUGCGGGGUGCUCCACCGCGACAUCAAGGACGAGAACAUCCUCAUCGACCUCCACCGCGGCGAGCUGAAGCUCAUCGACUUCGGGUCGGGGGCGCUGCUCAAGGACACCGUUUACACGGACUUUGACGGGACCCGAGUGUAUAGUCCUCCAGAGUGGAUCCGCUACCAUCGCUACCACGGCAGGUCGGCCGCGGUCUGGUCCCUGGGGAUCCUGCUGUAUGACAUGGUCUGUGGAGAUAUUCCUUUUGAGCACGAUGAGGAGAUCGUCAGGGGCCAAGUUUUCUUCCGGCAGAGGGUCUCUUCAGAGUGUCAGCAUCUCAUUAGAUGGUGCUUAGCCCUGAGACCAUCCGAUCGGCCAUCCUUUGAAGAAAUCCAGAAUCAUCCGUGGAUGCAAGAUGUGCUCCUGCCCCAGGAAACUGCUGAGAUCCAUCUCCACAGCCUGUCGCCAGGGCCCAGCAAAUAGCAGCCUUUCCAGCAGGUCCUCCCCUCCUGGCAGAUGCUCCAGGGAGGGGGAGAUUUUGUACCAGUGACACUUCUCACCAAGCAGCACAGUGCUUGAUACAGGAACAACAUUUACAACUCAUUCCAGACCCCAGGCCCCUGGAGGGGCCUCGGACAGGGGAAAAGAAAUUCCUCUGGGUGUCCUAGGCCUCAGUUCCUCGUAGAUGCUCUCUCCUUCUCAUAGGUGUGCAGCCAGCAUUGCUGGACUCCGCAAAAUCCCGGGGGUGGGGAGGGUGGGGGAGGGGGUGGGGGUCAGAGCCCUGUCAUGGAACUGUUCCCUUCACUGAAUGCCGUGAUGGUCAGGUUAGGGGAAAACGGGUUGGGGAUAGGACUAGCACCAUUUUUUAAGUCCCUGUCACCUCUUCCUUGACUCUUCUGAGUGCCUUCUGUGGGGACUCCGGCUGUGCUGGGAGAAAUACUUGAACUUGCCUCUUUUACCUGCUGCUUCUCCAAAAAUCGGCCCGGGUUUGGUUUUCCCUGUUUUUCUCUCCCGCCCCCUUCUCCCCACCCUUCAUAAGAAAGGUGCCAUGGAAGAGGCUACAGGGCCAAACGCUGAGCCACCUGCCCUUUUUCUGGUCUUCCUUUUUGGUUUUUACUUCACUGUUUCAAAGCCAAGACCUCACACACACAAAAUGCACAAACAAUGCAAAAUCAACAGAAAAACUGUAAAUGUGUGUACAGUUGGCAUGAUAGUGUACAAAAGGAUUGUAGUUGAUCUAAUUUUAAAAAAUUUUUGCCUUUAAGUUAUUUUACCUGUUGUUCUUUUUUAGUUUUGUUUUUUGGGGUUUUUUUGUUUUUUGUUUUUUGGUUUUUUUUUUUGAAAGAUGCGCAUUUCUAACCUGGAGGUCAACGUUAUGUAUUUAUUUAUUUAUUUAUUUGGUUCCCUUCAGCUCCAAGCUUCCACGGCUGCUGCCAUAGUUUUCUUUUCCUCCUCUAACUUGGGGACCUUUUGGGGGACGGCUACAACACUUGCUCUGUUCUUAGGGUGAUGGGGCUCAGGCGGGACUGCUGCAGGCCCCUCUUGCCUGCUUACCCAAGUGGGUGGGUUCUGUGGGGAGGGGAGUUACCGACUUGUGUAUAUAGGGUAGAUAGCUGGAAACCAGUUCUGGACAGUGUGCCUUCCGGAUCCUCUCUGGGGCUGUGUUUUGAGCAGCACGUAGCCUGCUGGUUUUACUGAGUGAAAUACUGUACAGGGGAAUAAAAGAUAAUCUUAUUUUUUUUUUUUAUACCUGGCGUUUUUUGAAUAAAAACCUUUUAUCUUAA
This is a messenger RNA of Myotis myotis, 2557 nucleotides long. RefSeq names its product Pim-1 proto-oncogene, serine/threonine kinase (gene PIM1). Gene Ontology annotation, biological process: negative regulation of apoptotic process; protein autophosphorylation. The record is from RefSeq and is a predicted model, not a curated record. Gene Ontology annotation, cellular component: cytoplasm. Bases 315 to 1256 code for a protein of 313 amino acids. Gene Ontology annotation, molecular function: ATP binding; protein serine/threonine kinase activity. Lineage: Eukaryota; Metazoa; Chordata; Mammalia; Chiroptera; Vespertilionidae. The transcript has 6 exons.